CAUUCUUCUCGUGUUACUUAUUAAUUUGCGUUGCGGCACGUUUGGUUACCGGCUGGUAACAUUUAUAUACUGACGCUUCCAGCCAUAUAUAAAUAUACCGUAGUGGCCCUGGGUUCGAUUGUGCAUGCUUGACUUUCUUAGGCGAAUUAGCGAUUUACACUUGGAUUCUGAAUCGUUAUCUGCAUCGACAGUAAUCAUGCAUACCGUCGGCUUCAGAAUUCUGUUACCGGUAGCAGCGCUGGUUUGCAGCUGCAGUGGUCUGGAUUUUGUGAUUUUCGGGCCGAAGACCGUGCACUCGGGAAAGACACUGCCCGUUUCCAUUCUGUGCCACAAUGCAUCAUCCAAUGUGAAAGUGGAUGUCACGCUCCUACCCCAGUUGUCAAGCUGGGAAGAUUCAGAUGAUGAUGGGGAUAACCCUCUAAACCGAAAUUCAGAAUGGAAAUUCAAGUUUAAGAAAUCUUUCGUUAUCAAGCCGAACCAGCUAAGCCAAUUGGAACUUCCGAUUGGCGAUCUAUCUAGCUAUGUCAAAACUCGCCCCCGGAAUAACGUGAUCUUGAAGAUUAAUGGAUCGGAUUACGAUGAUUUCUUCGAUCGCGACGUUAGAGAUAUUAAAGUUAUUGACGGUGAUGAGCAGGAUGCCGCGAAAAAGCAGUUCGCUUUUGUCCAGACUGACCAGCCUCUGUAUAAAGCCAAAGACACCAUUCACUUCCGUAUUGUCACUGUGGACCAGCAACUGGUUCCUGUUUAUAUUCCAUUGACUGUGCAAAUACGGGACCCACAAAACAACAUAAUUAAACAAUAUUCCAAUGCUUCAGACCCUAAUGUGUUGGGCUAUUUUGCCGGCGAUGUCCAGUUGUCUUCGGAACCGUUGUUGGGUGCGUGGAAGAUCGAAGCCCGUAGUUCUAAUGGAGAAAACAUCAUCGGUAGCAAGGAAUUCUCUGUCGAUGAAUAUGUUUUGCCGCGAUUUGGCGUUAAAAUUUUGUCUACCCCGACUUACGUGACCCCGUCAGACUCUGAACUGAAUUUUUUCGUGGAAGCAAACUACACUUUUGGAGAGCCGGUUAAAGGAAAACUGGAAGUAACCGUCAUCGCACCACCGAAAUGGUCGGAUGAAGUGCUGCGUAUCGGUUUUGAGAGCAAUUCUCAGCCUUCUCCCCUGAACAAAACUAUCCAGAUCGCGGACUUUAACGGACGAGCAGCGAUUAAUGUUCCUCUGAGUUCUGUAUUGGACAAGGAUCGAAAGUACAACUCCUACGAUAGACUCGAGAUCCGUGCUAACUUUACGGAAACCCUGACUGGUCAAACACGGAAUGUCUCCACGUUAAUUUCAAUCACCAAUAAGGCCUACAAACUGGACCUGUUAAGCAAUCCCGAUACCUUUUUGCCCGGUUUCCCGUACACGCUGCGCGCUCGAGUGGCUGACUUGACCGGACGUCCACUGCCGCCAAGCACGAAGCAGUUAGGCAUCGAGGUCUCAUUCUACGAUAAACGUGCUAGUUGGGGGAAAAGGAUUUCCAGUGACAAAAAUCUGAACGAAAGUGUAGUUGUUCAUGAUUCGGAUGAUAAUGACAGUGACGAUGAUGUUCCGAUGGGCCCGCUUCGAUCAACCUCCAGCGAUGAUGUGGGAUUUUCUCACCGACGGCAUCGUCCGUUUCCUUGGCCACGCCCUCCUCGACCAUCCCCUAAACCCAUUCCUGCAGAAAAAAUUUCCAUUGCGGUUCCGGCUGAUGGAUUCAUCAGGACGGAUAUCCCAACUCCCAAGCAGGCGCGUCGAAUGGAAUUAAAGGUCAUCUACAUGGAAGAGGAGAAAAGUCUGACGGUUAAGGGAAAAGAGUCGCCAAGUAGCAGUUUCCUUGACAUUAAGCCGUUGACAGACAAUCUGCAGACCGGAAAAAGCGGGAGUUUUGGUGUCAAUAUGACCACGCGGACGAACGAAGUUAUCCACUUUCUGGUUCAAUCUAAUUCAAACGAUAGCUUCCUCUGGAGUAACUCAACUUCAGAAGCUGGCUCGUAUGUUGUUAUUUCCGUUCCUCUGCUGGAAUCCAUGGGCCGCAUCGGUCGGUUAAUGGUGUAUUACGUCCGUGCGGAUAAAGAAAUUGUGGGAAAUAUCCUGGUGUUGUCGCCUGCGUUGGGAAUGAAGAACGAUGUUAAUAUUACGGCGCAGCCAAGUAGCGGUUUGGGUUACGCUAAACCCGGGGAAGAUGCAUCCUUUAAGGUCACCACAAGUCCUUUGUCUUUUGUGGCUUUUCUGGCUAUGGACGAAGGUUUGCUGUUAAUGAAAAGUGGGAACGAUAUUUCCUCAGACGAGGUGAAUACGGUUGCGAACAAAGACAAAUUCACGCUCUCUGAUCUCUACUCGACUCAGGAUUAUUUUGAGACCGCGUACACUUCCGGACAGUUCAUCCUAACCAAUGAUAAACUGACCAGUUCGACGGAAACAGAACCCUUUUACUACAGACCUUUCAGUUAUAACACCUGGGCCGAAGAAAGCAUUCCCAUCUUGGGGGCAGCGCCCAACUCCUUCCGCGGCAUGGCCAGCGCUGCGCCGCAAAGUAGUCAAAUAUCUCUAGGAAUGUCUGCUCCUGAUAUCUUUGGUGGAGCGUCCGCUGCCAACGCUGUUUCUAGUAGCAGCCAAAUUUUUCGCGCGCCACAUGUCCAAGAAAUUACUACACCGGUGCCCCCAGCGACCUCGGAAUCCAGCAAAGAAGCUGACAAUGUACAGGCGCCGGCUCAAACGCGAAAAGAUUUUCGUCAGAGCUUUUUGUUUGAAACUGCGGCGGCUGAUGCGAAUGGGUUUACGGAAAUCCACUCCAAAGUACCUGACUCAAUUACCACAUGGAAAAUUUCGGCCUUCAGUCUAAACAAUUCCACUGGACUUGGAUUGACCUCGGUUCCUGCCAAACUGAAAGUUUUCCAACCGUUUUUUGCUGUGCUGAAUUUGCCGUUCAGCAUUGUCCGCUUCGAGAAUCUCACAGCUGAAGUCCUUGUGUUCAACUACAUGUCGCAGCAGCAAGAUGUGACGGUUCAACUGGAAAUCCGCAAUCCCGACAACACCACCGCUGUAUUUAAGAAGAACGUCGUUGCCAAGCCUAGCGAAGGCACCACAGCUGCCUUCACGGUCAUCCCGCAGCAGAUUGGUGACCUAACUUUAAAGGUCACCGCUCAGUCGACAUUUGCGGCGGACCAGCUGGAAAAGACGCUUCCCGUCAAACCCGAAGGAGUGAAGCAGUAUUUCACGCGACCGGUAUUUCUUGAUCUUCGCAAAUCGUCUCCGCUGAAUAUUCCCGUGGCGCUGCCAGCCAAUCCGACCGGCAAAGUGGACGGCUCCGAUAAAGUGGAGGUGCGCGUGGUGGGCGAUAUUUUGGGUGCAGCGAUGAACAAUUUGGACAAGUUGAUUCGCUUGCCUACCGGGUGCGGUGAACAGAAUAUGGCCACUACGACGCCGAAUCUGGUCGUCGCCAAAUAUCUCAAACAGAUCAACAAGUUGGUUGAGCCGCAAAAAUCGAAACUUAUAGCUAACAUGCAGCUGGGUUAUCAGCGAGAAUUAAAGUACCGCCACAGCGAUAACUCCUACAGCGCCUGGGGACCAUCCGAUCCGAAAGGCUCGACUUGGUUGACUGCCUAUGUUGCCCGGGUUUUCGCUGAAGCUGUGGAAUUUGUUCCCAGUAUUGAGGAUGAUGUGAUAAAAACAGCGCUGCGUUUUCUGGUCGAUCAACAGAACGAUGAAGGGGCAUAUAUUGAAAACGGAAAGGUCAUCGAUAAACAGCACCAAGGCGGCGCUUCCUCGGGAGUGGCUUUGACAGCUUAUUGUGUUCUGUCCUUUUUGCAGUACAAGGAGUCUGGCAAAGCUUCCGUAUCGAGGUUUGACGAAUCCGUUAAGACAGCUGUCACGUAUUUGGAAUCGAAAUUCACCAGUUUGAACAAUGAUUCGUAUUCGCUAGCCAUCACCGCAUAUGCUUUAGCGCGGGCGAAGAGUGCCAAGAGCGCUAUGGCAUUGGAUCUUUUGGAACAGAAGAUGAUAAAAAACAGCACAGCGGCAUACUGGACCACGGUUGCUUCUCUUUCGGAUCAGGGGGCGGAUGCUGACCAUUCAUAUCCGACCAAUGCCAAGGAUGUCGAGGCCACCGCUUACGCCUUGUUAGCGUAUAUGGCAAACGAUAAACUGUCUUCAGCGCUUCCGGUUGUCACUUGGCUUAUAUCCAAACAGAAUGCUGAGGGUGGUUUUGUGUCUACACAGGAUACUGUUGUCGGCUUGAUGGGAUUAGCGGAGUUCGCUAAGGUGUUCGUCAAUCCACCGACAAUGCAGCUGGAUAUCAGCUAUGAUGAGGCUAAACGCAGUCUCUCUGUCACUCCAGAUACCGCCGUCGUUCUGCAGACCAUCGAGCUUCCCAAUAAACCCAAAGCAAUUUCCCUGAAUGCUCAAGGAAAAGGCGUGGCACUGGCUUAUGUGAGCUGGACAUAUCACGUUGCCAAACCGGCUGAAGAAGUUGCGUUCGAUCUCAAUUUGACCACUACCGCGUCAAAAUCUGACCUUCGAAUGGGAAUUUGCAGCAGGUAUCUACGCGAAGGAAAGAGCAGCAUGGCCGUAAUUGAGGUCAACACACUUUCUGGCUACCAGUUUGAUGAGGAUGAGAUUGGCAAGCUAACCAGAAUCGUUCCCAGUUUGCGUAAAACCGAAUUCGAAAACAAGGACACAAAGGUCAACUUAUACUUCGACCAGCUGGAACAGGCGCCCACAUGUUUGAAAUUGACCAUGUACCGUAUCUACAAAGUGAAGGAUUUGAAGGAUCAAAGCGUGGUGGUGUACGAUUAUUAUAACCCCAAAGAAAGGCGAACUGCUUCCUACAGUCUGUUGUAACUGACUAAUUUAAAGGCCUUUGUUAAUUAAUAUGGGACAUUUGAUGCGAGUUUUAAUUAGAUAUCGCUUGGUUGGAUUUUGGAUCUAGUUGAUUUCACUGUGAAUUUGUGAUGGUGAUACCGGGUUAUUGUGCAGGGGAAUCAUGGUGCACUUCCAGCUAAGUCGAUCGCACCUGACACAUUUGUUUAAAAUGUAGUGCGUUGUUUUUCCAGAUUUUUUAUUACUGAGGAACAGCCAAUGCUGAGUAGAUUAAGCAAUCUUUUGAUGCUUGACUUGGUGAUAUAAAUUAAAUACA
Messenger RNA from Paramacrobiotus metropolitanus, 5153 nucleotides. Its product is annotated as CD109 antigen-like. The transcript has 17 exons. Gene Ontology annotation, molecular function: endopeptidase inhibitor activity. Lineage: Eukaryota; Metazoa; Tardigrada; Eutardigrada; Parachela; Macrobiotidae. The coding region runs from base 125 to 4858 and encodes 1577 amino acids. Gene Ontology annotation, cellular component: extracellular region. The record is from RefSeq and is a predicted model, not a curated record.